AGGUGAGCGCCGCGGUUGUUGCGGGGGAACAAAAAAAAAAUUAGUGACGUAGAGGGCAGUGAGCAAAACACGAACGCGAAACGCCGUACAUUAUAAAUACUCGUACUGCAUUAACUGAGUAUUAAAACAAAGAGAUGUCUCAAUAACAAUAUACAGACAAUUGACGAGUAAAAAGAAAAUAAAAAGAAUUGGUGUUUCGCGAACGUCCUCUGUUCAGUAAAGUCACUUUUUCCUUCCCUUUCCCUCUUUUCCUUCACCCACCCUCUCCUAAUAGAGAAUUCUUGGUAGUCGUGUUGUCAGUCCAUUGUUACUGUGCAUAUCGUUGCACGAGAGGUUUCAGCAAGUUUCAAACAAAAGUGAAAUUUUUUGUAACUCUUCGAAAAUUCAACAAGAUCGAAUCUUAGCGAUUCUCAUCACGGUCUCAUAAUCUAAAUUAAACGUGAAACCGUUUCUUUGUUUUUUUACGAUACGAGUUAAAAAAAAAAUCCGGCGAAGAUUCAUGAGCGAGGGUGCAGGAAAAUAAAAUACAUAUUUUAGUUUGGAGAAGCGGCAUAUACGGUGAAACGCGAAUUUGUGGAACAGAGAGACGCGUGCUCGUGCGCAGGGCUGAUACCGAACGCCACAUUACACACGACACACACAAAAGAGAUACGAGAGUAUUCUCGCUGUCUCACUGACGAAGCUUCGCGACGACGUUCUCAUUUCUUCGUUUCGACAACUUUGAGACCAAAAAAUUAUAUUUGCGACACAAGUACCAAGAAAAUUGCGCAUAACGGUGAAUUCUUUCGAUCUAUUGAUAAAUAUAAAUAGUUGAAGAUUAUUACAUCGAAGAGACCAACAAAGAAAUAGACGCCGAGGAAAUCGACGGAGGCAAAGAUCAGCCAAGGAGACAAACCAAGCAGGUCAGGAUCUGCAAAAGAUCGCGAAGCGCACACAACAUAAAUUGAUUUACCACAAGGCCGAAGCAACAACAAAGGGAAGAAAGAAAGAACCAUCAACGGAGUAAAUAAAACAGGUUUUAUAGAGUCCGAUGUCUAGUGCUGAGGUGGUGGAGAGCUCCGUUGAUCCCCCGGCUAAGAAGCGACGCGUUGCCGCAGCUGCAGCUACGUUGGCUGGUGGUGACGGAACAACGAACAUAACGGGUAACAUGGCGAAGAACGGUUCAACGUCCAAGGGUCAGGCAGAAAUUGACGAGGGGCUUUACUCCCGACAGCUUUAUGUAUUGGGCCAUGACGCUAUGCGACGCAUGGCAACUUCGGACGUGCUGAUCUCAGGCUUGGGAGGUUUGGGUGUGGAAAUAGCAAAAAAUGUUAUUCUCGGUGGUGUCAAAUCUGUGACGCUUCAUGACAAUCGCGUAGCUAAAAUUUCUGACUUGGGAACACAAUUUUAUUUGGGCGAAGCUGACAUAGGCAAAAAUCGAGCUGCAGCGUGUUGUCAACGUUUGUCAGAAUUGAACAGCUACGUGCCAACUCGCUACCACGAGGAGGAAUUGGACGAAGAAUUUUUGAAAAAAUUCAAAGUCAUUGUGCUGACGGAAACUAAUUUGGAGGAGCAAAUUCGUGUGUCCCGCGUAGCUCGUGCUAAUAACACGGCUCUCAUCGUCGCUGAUACUCGCGGCUUGUUUUCACGGGUAUUUUGCGACUUUGGUGAGAAAUUCGUGGUUGUCGAUUCUAAUGGCGAGCCACCGGUCGGUGCAAUGGUGGCGAGUAUCUCCCGGGAUGCCCAAGGAAUCGUCGCCUGUCUCGAUGACACGAGACACGGCAUGGAAGACGGCGAUUACGUAACUUUCUCCGAGGUGCAAGGAAUGACAGAGCUCAACGGUUGUGCGCCAAAGAAGAUCAAAGUUCUUGGUCCUUAUACUUUCAGUAUCGGUGAUACUUCCGAAUACUCGGAAUACGAGCAAGGCGGCAUCGUCACGCAGGUUAAAACGCCUAAAACUUUGAGUUUCAAGAGCCUUGAGGAAUCUCUGAAGAAUCCUGAAUUCCUCGUCUCGGAUUAUGGAAAAUUCGAUUAUCCAGCACAGCUUCAUCUCGCGUUCAUUGCUCUUGAUGAAUUCAAGAAAAACAAGGGACAAAUGCCUCGUCCGUGGAACACUGAGGACGCGAAAGAGUUCGUUGAAAUCGUGAAGAAGGUGAAAGAAGAUGAGGCGAGCGAUACGGAAAUAAACGAGGAUCUGAUAGAGACCUUUGCCAAAGUAUCAGCGGGUGAUCUCAACCCGAUGAACGCGACGAUCGGUGGCAUCGUCGCCCAGGAAGUGAUGAAAGCUUGUUCCGGCAAGUUUUCACCGAUUUAUCAAUGGUUCUACUUCGACGCGAUCGAGUGUCUGCCCUCGGAUCGCACGGAAAUCACCGAGGACGAUUGCAAGCCUUUGGGCUCGCGCUACGACUCGCAAAUCGCCGUUUUCGGUCGUAAAUUCCAAUCGAAGAUCGGCAGCCUCAAGUAUUUCGUGGUCGGAGCAGGAGCGAUCGGCUGCGAGCUGCUGAAAAAUUUCGCCAUGCUCGGAGUAGGCGCGGAAAACGGUUGCGUUACCAUAACCGACAUGGAUCUCAUAGAAAAAUCGAAUUUGAAUCGCCAGUUUUUGUUCAGACCAGCGGACGUACAAAAGCCAAAAUCAUCGACGGCCGCUCGGGUCGUGAAGGGCAUGAAUCCGAACAUGAACGUGGUCGCGCACGAGAACCGCGUGUGCGCCGAAACCGAAAAAGUCUACAACGACGAUUUCUUCGAGGUUUUGGACGGCGUUGCGAACGCCCUGGACAACGUCGACGCUCGUAUCUACAUGGACCGUCGGUGCGUCUACUAUCGCAAGCCGCUUCUCGAGUCCGGUACUCUGGGAACGAAGGGUAAUACUCAGGUCGUCGUACCGUUCAUCACCGAAUCGUACAGCUCGUCUCAGGAUCCCCCGGAAAAGAGUAUACCGAUCUGCACGCUGAAGAACUUCCCGAACGCGAUCGAGCACACGUUGCAAUGGGCGAGGGACAGUUUCGAGGGUUUGUUCCGACAAGCCGCCGAAAACGCGGCUCAAUACAUCGCUGAUCCCCAAUUCGUCGAGAGAACUCUCAAGUUGCCGGGCGUUCAACCGCUCGAAGUUUUGGAGUCCGUUUAUACGGCCCUCGUCGAGGAGAGGCCCCGGAGUUUCGAGGAUUGCGUCGCCUGGGCGCGAUGCCAUUGGCAGGAACAAUACAACAACCAAAUUCGACAGCUGCUCUUCAAUUUUCCUCCGGAUCAAAUCACAUCGAGCGGCCAGCCUUUCUGGUCGGGCCCGAAGCGCUGUCCGGUUCCGUUAGAGUUCGACAUCAACGACACCCUGCAUUUGGACUACAUAGUCGCAGCGGCGAAUCUCAAAGCCGUCGUCUACGGUAUCGAGCCGAAUCGCGACAGGAAAUACAUCGCUCAAAUUGUUUCAGGAGUCGAGGUACCAAAAUUCACCCCGAAAUCCGGUGUCAUGAUCGCCGAAACCGAUUCCCAAGUUCAAGUUUCAAACGGCGGUGGAAACGUCGACCACGAGAGGCUCGUUCACAUACAAAAACAAUUGCCUAAGCAAAAUGAGCUCAGUUCGAUAACGAUAAUACCACAGGAAUUCGAGAAGGACGACGACUCCAAUUUCCACAUUGACUUCAUUGUCGCUUCAUCGAAUUUACGAGCAGCCAAUUAUAAGAUUCCACUCGCCGAUAGACACAAGAGCAAACUGAUAGCUGGUAAAAUCAUUCCGGCAAUCGCAACCACGACGUCGGUCGUCGCUGGCCUCGUUUGUUUCGAGCUCAUUAAGCUCGCGAGAAACGUAACCGAUCUUGCCAUCUACAAAAAUGGUUUCGUCAAUCUAGCCCUCCCAUUUUUCGGCUUCUCCGAGCCUAUAUCAGCCCCGAAACUCAAGUAUUACGACACCGAAUGGACCCUCUGGGAUCGUUUCGAAGUCAAGGGCGAGCUUACUCUCAAAGAGUUUUUGGAUUAUUUCAAAAACGAACACAAACUCGAAGUCACGAUGCUUUCGCAAGGUGUCAGCAUGCUCUAUUCCUUCUUCAUGGCCAAGGCCAAAUGUCAAGAACGCAUGACUCUACCAAUGUCCGAAGUUGUCAAAAAAGUAUCGAAGAAAAAGCUCGAGCCCCACGUGCGAGCUCUCGUCUUUGAAUUGUGCUGCAACGACUGCGACGGUAACGAUGUCGAGGUUCCUUACGUUCGUUACACCUUACCUUGAUUCAUCCCAACGAAACAACGAGCAUCUAUCUCGUCGCGACAAUUUUCAUCGAGCUUGUGAAACUUGAAGAACGAGACGAUCAUCGAUUCGCUUCGGAAUACUUUAUGAUUAUCAUUAAAAAUCAUAAAAAUAGUAAAACGAACGAGAAAAAUACGAAAUUCGAU
Messenger RNA from Venturia canescens, 4356 nucleotides. RefSeq names its product ubiquitin-like activating enzyme 1 (gene Uba1). The transcript has 2 exons. The record is from RefSeq and is a predicted model, not a curated record. Gene Ontology annotation, cellular component: cytoplasm; nucleus. The coding region runs from base 1031 to 4192 and encodes 1053 amino acids. Gene Ontology annotation, biological process: DNA damage response; ubiquitin-dependent protein catabolic process; protein ubiquitination. Gene Ontology annotation, molecular function: ubiquitin activating enzyme activity. Lineage: Eukaryota; Metazoa; Arthropoda; Insecta; Hymenoptera; Ichneumonidae.